UGUGCCCGGCCAGAGAGGAGCCCGGACCCCGCUCAGCAGCACACACACACAGCGGAACACUUCGGCUCCAUAGAGGAUACACGGCUUAUUCUUUAAGGUUUUUCUCCUCUGGCUCGGAGCGCCAUCACGGAGCCUCAGUCAGCAUGUCGGAACUCUCCGUGAAUGACCACCUUGAAGGGAUUUUAUCAGAUUUCGAAGCGCUGAAGAGAUCCUUCGACAUUGACGAUGUGGAUGACAUACCACCCUUCUCCCCAGCUUCUCCCAUCUCCACCCCUGUGUCUCCAUCUUCUUCUCACUUCUUCCUCCACCACAACAAAGCCAGUGAGGGGCAUGGAGGAGGGGGCCAGUCCCCUUCAUUGACCUUCAACAACAACAACAACAGCCUGGGCUCCUCAGCCCACCAUUCCCGCAUCAGCCUGAGUUCCAACCCCAGCCCGGUGCUCAAGUCCCGUAGUGUAGUCAACAGUAUGUCCUUCAACCGAGGAACUACAAACAAACCAGCCAUCCACAACAACGGCUCCUCCGUGACCAGAGCCGCGUCUUUUCAGAGCAGGUUGAACCCCAACGGGUACUCCAUUCUGUCCGGGCCUGGCAGUGACGACAGCCUCCACAGCUCCACGUCCAGCCUGGAGUACUCUGGGGUGGGUGGGGGUGCCCUUCCUCUUAAUAAACCAGGGUCAUAUUACAGCCCCCCACCUCAUGGGGAGUACCUUCGAACCCAGCUCCCGCAACAGCAUCGUGACGGAGGGACCAACUUGGGAAGCCACCCCAACCUGAAGAACUUUCCCUCCCAUGGAGGUGUUUUCAACCAGAUGGACCAUGGGCCGGGGAUGAUGCUGGGAGCUCCAGACCCUCGGGGGGUGAACCAUGGUUCCAUGCCAAGCCUCGACCUCCAAAUUCGUGAUGGAGGAGGAGGAGGACUGGUGAGUAUGCAUCGAAGCGGAAGUGGAGGCAGGGUGUCUCCAGGAUUGAGGUAUGCCAAUGCCAACUGGAAUGGCCGACACCAUAAUGCCAGUUCCUUUGGGGAGGAGGUCUACUGUGGCCCGAAAAGUCCCUACCAGCAGCAAGGGCCCCAGGUCCUGAGAUCCCCCCAGCCCAAGGCCAAAGAGGCUUCACGUCUCAACAAGUUUCCCUUGGAUCUGGACAGCUUGGUUAACAGCUCCUCAACAACUUCUUACACUAAGUCUCCAGGAGGAUCAAUGAGCCCACCCCCCCCCAAGCCUCCACCAAGGAGCACAGGGAGCCUCCAACACUACACCAGAACCCCCUCCACCCCGGCCAGUCCCUCAGCCUCCCUGAGCAGCCUGGACAGUUCUUCUGACACCCCGUCCCUCCACCAUCCCUUUUUGCCUCUCUCACCACGUUCUCAACCCUUCUCCGAGGGUUCUAUUCCGAAUCCAGAGAUUGGUUCCCUGUUGCCACUUUUUCCAGGCCACAGCCCCAAGCUGGACAUUCUUUUACAACCCCAAGUUGUCCAGGUGGCUCCCGAUGUGCCCAACACUUCCAGCCCAUCCAGCCCCAGAGCCGUUUGGUCAGUGGAGGAUGGCCCAGGCGAUGCCAGAGAUAGCGUUGGUUCAAUCCUCCAGAGGAUCGCAUCCUUCUCCCAGAACGUCACUACUGACACCAGCCCGGCAGCUGCGACCCAGCUGGUCCCCGUCCAGAUCAAUGGUGGGUUCUCAUCUGAGUUUGGGAGUCCUGCUGAGACCACGCUCAUGCAUCCAUGGAAACAGGGGAACAAAUAUCUGAAAGAACCUGCUGGAGAGCUGGAGACGAACCCACUCAGCCCAAUGGAGGAUGGAGAGGAGAAGGAGAGGGGCAUCAUGGGACAAGAAGACGUCAGCAAUUGUCAACCAGGACAGCCAGCCCACAUGGACUCACAGGAUGCCAUAACUGAAACAGGAGAGAACGGUGUCGAGGUUGAUACAGAGAUGGGGGAGAAGGGGAAGGAGAAGGGAAUGGAGGAAGGAGAACUGAAGAAAGAGAUAGAGAUGGAGCUGGAGGCCGAGGUGAAGGUGGAGCUGUGCCAGUCGGUGCCGGGCCUGCAGAUGAGCUUCAUCCGAGGCACGGACCUGUUCGGCUACGUGGGCAUUGAGGCGGUGCUGGACCAGAUGAGGCGCAAAACCAUGAAGGCCGGCCUGGAGUUCAACAUCAUGGUGGUUGGUCAGAGCGGGUUGGGGAAGUCCACACUGGUCAACACUCUGUUCAAGUCCAAAGUCAGCCGGAAGUCAUGCACGAGCAACUACGAAGAGAAGAUCUCCAAAACAGUCAAACUGCAUUCAGUCAGCCACGUGAUUGAGGAGAAGGGGGUGAGGAUGAAGCUCACAGUGAUAGACACUCCAGGAUUUGGUGACCAGAUCAACAACGAGAACUGCUGGGAGCCCAUAGUGAAGCACGUCAAUGAGCAGUAUGAGAAAUACCUGAGAGAAGAGCUGCAUAUCAACAGGAAGAGAAGGAUACCAGACAGCAGAGUCCACUGCUGCAUCUACUUCCUCCCCCCCACCGGACACAGGUUACGCCAAAUUGAUGUGGAGUUCAUGAAGAGGUUGGGAAAGAUCGUGAGCAUUGUACCUGUCAUCGCCAAAGCUGACACACUCACCAUUGAGGAAAGACAAGAGUUCAAAGAGAGGAUAAGGCAAGACCUAGCAGCCAAUGGGAUUCGUGUUUACCCCCAGAAAGAGUACGAUGAGGAUCCCGAGGAGAGCGUCGUUAACAACAGGAUCAGGGAAAGCAUUCCUUUUGCUGUGGUGGGGACAGACAAGGAGCACCAGGUGAAUGGACACAAGGUGCUGGGACGUAAAACAAAGUGGGGAAUCAUUGAAGUUGAAAAUGUGGCACACUGUGAGUUUGCCUACCUGAGAGAUCUGCUCAUCAGGUCUCACCUGCAGGACCUGAAAGACGUGACGCAUAACAUCCACUACGAGACGUACCGCGUUCGGCGGCUCAACGAGAGCAACGUGAGCUUCAGUGAACUGGGACUGUCCCCGUGGCCCCUGGAGAACGGGACUGCUGACAAAGGCGACUCAGAGAGCCACCUCUGAUCUCUCCAUUAGCCUCCAUCAGAGGAACGAUGACGCUCUUCAUCCAUUCACAGCGAGAUGUGAAAAAGAAAGAUAUGUUUUAUAUUUCCUUUUUUUCCCCAAAUGAAAAAUGAGAUGGAUCCUUUUUUACUAUAUGGGACAUGCUAGUGAAUUGUUUCUAAUGAAAAAUUCUAUCCGAGUUUUUAUUACAAUACAAUAGAAAUGUGUCAGAUUUGGAUAUAUGUGGAACAAAGUGAGCAACAGGGCAGGGAGAGCAGGCUGCUCCAUGACAGGAAGCAUAGACAUGAAAGGUGUGUCAGCACCAGGUGUCACCUCUAUAAAUUGUAUAUUAUAUGGCCAAAAGUAUUUGGACAGUCCCAUACCCAUGAAAUGUCCAGGUGUCCACACGUUGACAUUAUUGUGUAGAAGUUGGACCCUAAUGAAAACAUUGAAGAUGCUGUUUAUGUGUUUAAGAUACUUUUUUAUAAAUCUUUCAGGUCACAUGUAGUGCCUAAAGAAAGGAACAUGCUUAAUAUGUCCAUCAUGUAAUUUUUUCAUAGACUUCCAUUAACUGUCUUUCUAUCUACUUCUUGACACGGAUAGAAUUAAACUAGUCACUAGGUCAUUGGUUGAGUACAUCAUGCUUAAUGCUAGUGGAUUUAUUUACCUCACUAUCUUGCUCAGUGUUCCACCCAGUGGAGACAAAGGACAGAAGCAUUCAGUGAGACGCUUGUGAGAACACGGGAAAAAGACAUAAAUAACACAAGUUAUAUUGUCAGCAUAAUAUUGAAUUCUUCAAGGUGUGGUCUUCCUGAUCAAGUCUUAUUUCCACACGUCACUGGGCAGAUGAGGUUUAGGAUAGGAUAGCUUAUGUGUGAAUUAUAACCUACAGUUUCUAUUAUUAGUGAUGUUUUCCAUUUAUUAUUUUUCAGUUUCUGUCACAGAACUGCAGCUCCGCACUCUGAGCCAGAGAAAGGUUUCUGCCAAUCAUUACUCAUUAAGAAGUAUGGGCGUUAAUAGGAAUAAGUGUCAGUAUUUCCAUUUUAUUUCAACAAUAUUGACUCUAGGAAUUCAGGGAUGAGUUAAUAUCAUUUACAUUUUAUGAGAGGCUGUUGAAUCUCUGGAGCCUCUCAGAAUUUCACUUGAGUUUCUUGCUAAACCAAGUCAUGCAUGCAAUAUGCUUAGCCAGUUAUACACCUUGCAGGAUUUUCUUACAAUAGACUUUCAUAAUGCACAUCCCAAAAACGUACACCUUGACAGCAGCGCAAACUAUGACAGCAGAUAAAAAGAGUAGUUAGAAAUGAAUCCAGGUAGCUACACCGACAGAGGUGUCACCUAUGGCCUUCUGAAGGACACUAUACAACAACAUCUUUAUGAUGAUAAAAAACAAGCUUCUCCAUUAUCUCCACAAUUUAAUAGUUAAAAGAUGAUCUACUAAAAGCAUUCUGAGCGUGCAGCAACAUAUGCUCUCCCCUAAUUGGGGACAUUUGAAAAAUAAACUGGAGCUCAGCCAUUGUUAACACAUUUUGACAAAAACAUAAAUGUGAUGAAUGGAUAAACUAGCACUGAUAGCUGUCACCUCCGUAAUGUUCAGGCAGCCCCAGUAUUCUCUGUAAUGGUUGAAUUAUAUUGUGUGUAAUGGCCUCUCGUUUUCUGCCUGCCAACAUUAAUACAGAGAGAUAAUUAACGCACUGUCUUGUUGAGGUUCAGUGACAAUUUGCAUGAUAUUCAUUUACACAAGACAUUAGUCCCUCUUACUGUUUUGCAUUUGUUGAAAGAUUGUUUGAAAGUGUGCUCUCUAUGUUAGAACAUUUGUGACAGCUGUACUACUGAUGGCCACAGUGCAGCUGGAGCUGGAUCGUAGAAUAAGACAUCAAGUUUGACCAUCUGUGCCUUGGUUUCGCAUCACUAGCCAAGCCAUAAAAAACAACAUUAUAUUUGAUCAUUGACUUAACUUUAUAGUUUUUAUAGUCAAAAUGUUGCAUAAUUUAUGUAUCUGAUGUAAUUUCCAUGUAGUGUAGAGUGUGGGUGUGAGAGCAGCCGCAUGGCGUUAGCCCAGAAGCUAACGGUUAGCAAUCAAUAAAAUAAAGCAAAUAAACCUUUGGUCCUAGGUCAGUUUGGUUUCUAGUUUUAUGCUAGUGCAGCAAGCUAGAUAUUGAAACUGACAUAUGAAACCAUUUUGCUUAUUUGCGGGAAGAAAAUGUCCUAUAAUGUUUUCUAAAUGUUCAAAGUUGUUUGAACUGACUUUUUCUGCCGUCAAAUUGUCCUCUGUGAAAAAGGUCCAGGAGCUUCUCCUUUCCAGGUGUUACUACUGAAAUGUUCUACCAUUGCUUGUGAAAUGUCUUUCCAUGGAUAAAUGAAUAUAUAAAAGAAAAUGUAAACUACUUCCUGUAACUUCACAUAAUGUCGAGUGAGAGUAGGCUCCAUGCUAGUACGUUAGCUUAGUUAGCACCUGUUUCUGUUGCUACAUCCUUCUUUUUUCAGAGUAACGGCUCAACUAAAUGUUAUCAAAAAUGUGUCAUCAUCCGCGCUGACAACCAACCCCCCACUGACACACUUCACAUUAACUCUGAUCACAUACAGCAUGUCAGACUGUCCUCUGAGCGCUCAGCUCUGCUCCGUAUCCGGAACCUGUCAGCCCCCCCAUCCUUGUAUUUUAUACUCAGCAUGUACUAACAGAUUCUUUAUGAAUAUUGUCUUUGUUUUUUUAUAUAGUAUAAAUGAUGCACAUGUUAACACUGUUGAUUUACAAAUAAAUACUUGUCACCUU
This is a messenger RNA of Eleginops maclovinus (Patagonian blennie), 5787 nucleotides long. RefSeq names its product septin 12 (gene septin12). NCBI's taxonomy places the organism in Eukaryota, Metazoa, Chordata, Actinopteri, Perciformes, Eleginopidae. The transcript is spliced from 11 exons. Gene Ontology annotation, biological process: cytoskeleton-dependent cytokinesis; intracellular protein localization. Gene Ontology annotation, cellular component: microtubule cytoskeleton; septin ring; cell division site. Gene Ontology annotation, molecular function: molecular adaptor activity; GTP binding; GTPase activity. The record is from RefSeq and is a predicted model, not a curated record. The coding region runs from base 144 to 3038 and encodes 964 amino acids.